Messenger RNA from Nerophis lumbriciformis (worm pipefish), 861 nucleotides. Lineage: Eukaryota; Metazoa; Chordata; Actinopteri; Syngnathiformes; Syngnathidae. The record is from RefSeq and is a predicted model, not a curated record.
AUGCUCUACUUGGUCGGUUUGGGUCUCGGCGACGCCGCCGACAUCACCGUCAAGGGUUUGCAGGUGGUCAAGAAAUGUUCGCGAGUCUACUUGGAGGCCUACACCUCCAUCUUGACUGUGGGCAAGGAAGCGCUGGAGGAGUUUUACGGAAAGGACGUGAUCUUGGCCGAUCGCGAUAUGGUGGAGCAGGAAGCCGAGCGCAUCCUGAAGGAGGCCGAGGAGACGGACGUGGCCUUCCUGGUGGUGGGCGACCCCUUCGGCGCCACCACGCACAGCGACCUGGUGCUGAGAGCCACGCGGGCCGGGAUUCCCUACCGAGUGGUCCACAACGCCUCCGUCAUCAACGCCGUGGGCUGCUGCGGCCUGCAGCUGUACAACUUUGGCGAGACGGUAUCUCUGGUCUUCUGGACCGAGUCGUGGCGACCCGAGAGCUUCUACGACAAGAUCCUCCAGAACCGGGAGGCCGGUCUGCACACGCUCUGUUUGCUGGAUAUCAAAGUCAAAGAGCAGUCCUUGGAGAACUUGAUGAGAGGCAAGAAGAUCUACGAGGAGCCCCGUUUCAUGAGCGCCUCCCAGGCGGCCUCUCAGCUGCUGGAAAUCGUCCGGAGGAGGCGGGAUCGGGGGGAGGAGCCCCGUCGCGCCGGCCUGACGGAAGACACUCCGUGCGUGGGCGUGGCCAGACUGGGCGCCGCCGACCAGAAGAUCCGCGUGGCCACGUUGGCCGAGAUGAGCGCGCGCGACGAGCUGGGCGCCCCGCUCCACUCGCUGGUGCUCCCCGGCAAGCUCCACCCGCUGGAGGCGGAGAUGUUGCGGCUCUACGCCACCGACGACGUCCUGCCGCGCCUGCCCCUGGACUCCUGA